CAGCUGAGUGCCUAGUAGCUGCCUACUGGUCGAAGUUCAGCACUCCACCCGCAGCACGCAGCUUGGUCGUUACAGCCCGGCGCUUGGAGGCUCUGAGGCCUGGUGAGCAGAGGUCUAGUGCCCAGCCGUCAUGUCGAUCUUCACCCCCACCAACCAGAUCCGCCUGACCAAUGUGGCCGUGGUGCGGAUGAAGCGCGCGGGGAAGCGCUUCGAAAUCGCCUGCUACAAAAACAAGGUCGUCGGCUGGCGGAGUGGCGUGGAAAAAGACCUUGAUGAAGUUCUGCAGACCCACUCAGUGUUUGUAAAUGUUUCCAAAGGUCAGGUUGCCAAGAAGGAAGACCUCAUUAGUGCAUUUGGAACAGAUGACCAGACCGAAAUCUGCAAGCAGAUUUUGACUAAGGGAGAGGUUCAAGUGUCAGAUAAAGAACGGCACACGCAGCUGGAACAGAUGUUUAGGGACAUUGCAACCAUUGUGGCAGACAAAUGUGUGAACCCAGAAACAAAGAGGCCCUACACCGUUAUCCUCAUUGAGAGAGCCAUGAAGGAUAUCCACUACUCAGUCAAACCCAACAAGAGCACAAAGCAGCAGGCUUUGGAAGUAAUAAAGCAAUUAAAAGAGAAGAUGAAGAUAGAACGUGCUCACAUGAGGCUGCGGUUCAUCCUGCCAGUGAAUGAGGGGAAGAAGCUGAAGGAGAAGCUGAAGCCGCUGAUGAAGGUUGUAGAGAGUGAGGACUACAGUCAGCAGCUGGAAAUCGUGUGUCUCAUCGACCCGGGCUGCUUCAGAGAAAUCGAUGAGCUGAUAAAAAAGGAAACCAAAGGCAAGGGCUCCCUGGAAGUGCUGAGUCUGAAAGACGUGGAGGAGGGAGACGAGAAACUCGAAUGACCUCCCAGCUCCGUAGCUGUGAUGCCAACCCCUGUUCAAACGUUCUGCCACUCUCCCACUCUGGUGUUAAACGUUUACCUAGGUGCAAUGUGGGGAUGAUUUCCAUUUAAUUUUAAGUUGGGGUUCUAGGCAACAAUGAGAAACCCAAAAUACAGAGUCCAGCGUAGCUCUUCACUGAUGUCAUACCUUACAAAGGUCAAUUUUAUGUGUGAUAUGAUUGGAGAGGUGUGUACAAAGGGCAGUGUUGUGGCUGGAGAGAUGGCUUAGCAGUUAAGAGCACUGGCUGCUCUUGCAGAGGACCUGGGUUCAAUUCCCAGCACCCACGUGGCAGCUGACAACCAUCCGUAACUCCAGUUCCUGGGGAAUCUGACACCCUGUUCUGACCUUAGUGGCACUGCACGACACGGGUGCACUUACAUACAUGCAGACAAUACACUCAUGCACAAAAUUUUAAAAAUAAAAUAUUUUUUAAAAGGAAAUGUUAGCUGGGAAGAAUAGCAUGGUAUCUGCAUAGUGCAGUCUGGGUCUGGGGUAUACUCAGAUGAAAACUUAUUUCCUAUGCAGAUCUACAAUGACUGGCAGAACUUAAAUUUUUAAUUCUCAUCAAACAUGCUACCACACUGACUUUGAUUAUUCUCAGUAAAAUAUAAGAAGUCAUUACUAAUUCCUAAAGUUUAUAAUAUAUGUUAGUGUAGCUAAAAUUAUACAUAAUAAAACUUAUUUUUAUUAAGUUCUGGCUUGCAUUUCUAGACAGCUUUUUAAUUUUUUUUUUUAUUUCUGUGACAAAAUACCUGACAAAAGCUACCUAAGGGAGAAAGGAUUUAUUUUGGCUCACAGUUGGAGGGUGCCAGUCCAUCAUGGUCAAAAGGUAAGACUGCAGGAGUGGUGAGGUGACUGCUUACAUUGUAUCUGGAAGCAGGCUGAUGAAUACUUGCUUUCUCCAUUUUUUUCUCUCUUGGACUCCAACCCAUGGGAUGGUGCCAUUCUCGUCUCACUUCUAUACUGGUUCAUUCCAUUCCUCCCAGUCCCCUUCUGAGCUGAGGCUAGAAUGCAGGGCCGUACACUGAGCCAUACCACCAGCCCCACUGGGAGAGUCUAGGAAGGUGGUCUAUGACUGAACCACAACCCCAGCCUCUCCCUUAGACUCUAGGCAGGUUCUCUUAACAGCCACAACCCUAACUCCUCAUUGGGGAUUCUAGGCAAGUGCUCUACAACUUAGCCAUGCCCACAGCAUCUCACUGGGGAACUUUAGGCAAGAGCUCAACCACUAAGCCACAUGACACCCUGGCCCUUACUAAUGUCUUCUGGUAGAAGUUUGGGUCAGGUCUUUGAGCACUUGUUGGUCUCAUUCACUACAAGGUUUUAUGCUCUCUGUGCAAAGGCUUGUCAAUAAUACCCAUCACGUUUGCGGCAGGUGAUACUUCAAAAGAUCAGCCUGCAAAACCCCAGAAGUGCUCAAUGUAUAAGGUCUGCCCUUAGAAAGUACCCAUCAGGCUGGACAAAGGAAACAUGGCAAGUAAAUCCAAGUAUUUUAUUCUGUAAAGCACGUAUGCACAUACUUCAAACACAGAAAAUCAACAAGAGAGGGAACGCCAUCACAGAUCAACUAGUGACCGUCAUGCAGCAAGGGUCGGGAGAUGGAUCUGCUGCCUUCACACCCUGCAGUGCCUGCAGGAGGGUCAAAACAUGGUAGGCCAAGUCCUCUGCACUGCUGGGGAGAACACAACAGAAACUCCAGGUUCCAAAUGAUGAGAACUUACACAUAGAAUCAAAACUGAUUCAAGUCAUACCAUAUGGUGAAAGGACUAAAAGAAAAGGAAAGAGAUCAAUAUGAUCUGAAACAACCAUUUCACAAGAAGUUGCUGACCUCUGAUUGGACCUCCAGUCCAUGACUGCUACUGUGGUCAGAGUCUCCUCUGAAUGGCCAAUGGCCCAGUCUGCAACAUUUCAGUCCUAAAGUUCACCAAGAGACAGCUGAGGAGCGGGCCUGGUGUGUACCUGUCAGUAACAGGUUCUGCAGACAUCUCUUCAGGCCCCUUGUGACCACCUCCUUCCCUGGCCCUACUGCAUCCAAUGACCUGCCCUGGUGAAUGCUGAUUAUUAAAGUGAGUGUCUGGUCUUAGGACAGAUCAUGUUGUCUAGCAUUUUGGGUCUUCCUCUCAUCAGGCCUAAUGGGUUUUCCCCACAUACAGAUCCCAGCCAUUGUCUGUAAAACCAGGGUGACUAACAGUAGGAACACAAACUGGGUUGAACAGUGAAAGUGACUCCUUAACUGUCUAACUCCACUGGGACAUCAUUACUCUGUAGCAGCUUAAUCUGGAACCUGAUGGUCCUGAUGACACAUUUUUACCAGCCAGGCCACUGGCUUUCUCCAUCCUGUCUCAAAGUCUAUAAGAUAAGACUAAAUUAAAUUCACAAGUUAGCCAUCGUGCAAGCAACUUGUA
Nannospalax galili (Upper Galilee mountains blind mole rat) is the source of this 3327-nucleotide messenger RNA. It is a transcript of the gene Sbds, whose product is annotated as SBDS ribosome maturation factor. Gene Ontology annotation, biological process: cytosolic ribosome assembly; ribosome biogenesis. The transcript is spliced from 5 exons. The coding region runs from base 131 to 883 and encodes 250 amino acids. The record is from RefSeq and is a predicted model, not a curated record. Lineage: Eukaryota; Metazoa; Chordata; Mammalia; Rodentia; Spalacidae.